AUAUCGAUGGUCGAUGAUUUGCUGAAAAAGCGCGCGCAGUUCGAAAAGCUGUGUGAUGAACUCGGGCAGGACCGUCUCCUGAGGAAUUCGGACAGAAAAAGAGCAAUAUUCCCGCCGUGAUGGACACCUGUGGUCAAUUAACCCUCUAAUCGAACGCCGGCGAACUCGACAAACAGCCAAAAAUGAAAAAACCCAAGUCGAAACGCAUUUGAGACGACAACAACUGAAAUAUGAAGCCACUGCACGACACUCUCUACACAUUUGGAGAGAUGUGGUACCAAAUAUUCCUGUGGGCUUUACUGUCUUCAGUCGUAAUACACAUCGCCGCAGCGGCGAUUUCGUUUGCCAUCCUCAGGAGGCACCGAAUAGGAAAAUUUUUCCCUCUGCUGCUGUUGCUAAUGGGCAUAUCUAGUCCGGUGACAACCGGCGCUGUGAACUCGGCGGUGAUCUCGUUCGUGUACUGCGCCGCCAACAUCACCAUGCUCGAGUGGCACGCGCUCGUGUGGGGCGUGGGCCAGACGGCGUUGGCCGCCGGCAUCGGCGUCACUCGGAUCCUGGCCACCCUCUGACCGGACCAAAGGAUGCGCCAGACAAUAAGCAUGCUCAUUUCGUUGGGUCAAGACUGUUGUUCACGCCAUCAUUGCCAAUUACUGCUACGAUGCAUACACACACACACUAUUCCGAGUCAUUAAUAACAUUGUUUAUUUUUCCUAUAUUUGAAUGUGCGUACAAAUGAUAUAAUUAUAUUAAAUUAAGCGGCCGUUAAGUUAAAA
This is a messenger RNA of Cloeon dipterum, 773 nucleotides long. Its product is annotated as transmembrane protein 170A. The record is from RefSeq and is a predicted model, not a curated record. Lineage: Eukaryota; Metazoa; Arthropoda; Insecta; Ephemeroptera; Baetidae. The coding region runs from base 231 to 569 and encodes 112 amino acids. The transcript has 4 exons.